Micropterus dolomieu (smallmouth bass) is the source of this 3461-nucleotide messenger RNA. It is a transcript of the gene gphnb, whose product is annotated as gephyrin b. Lineage: Eukaryota; Metazoa; Chordata; Actinopteri; Centrarchiformes; Centrarchidae. Gene Ontology annotation, molecular function: molybdopterin molybdotransferase activity. Gene Ontology annotation, cellular component: cytosol; postsynaptic membrane; cytoplasm. The transcript is spliced from 23 exons. Gene Ontology annotation, biological process: postsynaptic neurotransmitter receptor diffusion trapping; molybdenum incorporation into molybdenum-molybdopterin complex; establishment of synaptic specificity at neuromuscular junction. The record is from RefSeq and is a predicted model, not a curated record. The coding region runs from base 44 to 2338 and encodes 764 amino acids.
GCCCUGCCGUGAGUUCUCGGUGCGGGCGACAGCGCUGCUGAACAUGGCGUCAGACGGGAUGAUUUUAACAAACCACGACCACCAAAUCCGGGUCGGAGUCUUGACAGUGAGUGACAGCUGUUUUCGAAACCUUGCAGAGGACCGCAGUGGCGUCAACCUCAAAGAUCUUGUCCAUGAUCCCUCCCUGUUGGGGGGUAUGAUCUCGGCCUACAAGAUUGUGCCAGAUGAGAUAGACGAAAUCAAGGAGACUCUGGUGGACUGGUGCGAUGAAAAGGAACUUAACCUUAUCCUAACCACCGGAGGCACUGGCUUUGCCCCGAGAGACGUCACACCAGAGGCCACUAAGGAGGUGAUAGAGCGCGAGGCCCCUGGGAUGUCUCUUGCGAUGCUGAUGGGAUCUCUCAACGUUACACCACUAGGCAUGCUUUCUAGACCUGUGUGUGGUAUCCGAGGGAAGACACUCAUCAUUAACUUACCAGGAAGCAAGAAAGGCUCCCAGGAAUGCUUCCAGUUCAUCUUGCCGGCACUGCCACACGCCAUCGACCUCCUGCGGGAUGCAGUGGUGAAGGUGAAGGAGGCCGCAGAUGAGCUGGAGGACCUGCCGUCGCCACCACCGCCCCUCUCGCCGCCGCCCAACAGUUCGCCACGCCGCCAGACGGAGGACAAGGGCGUGCAGUGUGAGGAGGAGGAUGAGGAGAAGAAAGACAGCGGUGUGGCGUCGACAGAGGACAGCUCCUCCUCCCACAUCACCGCCGCAUCCAUCGCCGCCAAGGUAACGGAGGUGAUGGGAGGGGAGAGUUUGUUGUUGCACAUAAUUGCUGUUUUCAUAGAUCUGACUCCAUCCUCUGAGCUUCCUAUCCCAGACUCCAUUAUCUCACGGGGUGUGCAGGUGUUGCCCAGGGAUACAGCAUCUCUCAGCACCACUCCCUCGGAGUCGCCCCGCGCCCAGGCCACCUCACGCCUCUCUACCGCCUCCUGUCCCACGCCCAAAGUGCAGUCACGAUGCAGCAGCAAAGAAAAUAUCCUAAGAUCAAGUCACAGUGCAGUGGACAUCACCAAGGUGGCCCGGAGGCACCGCAUGUCCCCCUUCCCACUCACCUCCAUGGACAAGGCCUUCAUCACUGUGCUGGAGAUGACUGCUGUCCUGGGCACUGAGAUCAUCAACUACAGAGAUGGGAUGGGUCGAGUCCUGGCUCAGGACGUUUAUGCCAAAGACAACCUGCCACCCUUUCCUGCUUCUGUCAAGGAUGGUUAUGCUGUGAGAGCUGCUGAUGGCCCAGGUGACCGCUUCAUCAUUGGAGAGUCCCAAGCUGGAGAACAGCCCACCCACACAGUGAUGCCCGGCCAGGUGAUGAGGGUGACGACGGGUGCCCCUAUCCCAUGCGGGGCCGACGCUGUAGUCCAGGUGGAAGACACCGAGCUGCUCCGCGAGUCUGAAGACGGCACAGAGGAGCUGGAGGUACGAAUCCUAGUACAGGCUCGUCCAGGGCAGGACAUCAGGCCUAUCGGUCAUGACAUUAAGCGCGGGGAGUGUGUACUUGCAAAGGGCACCCACAUGGGCCCGUCUGAGAUUGGUCUUCUGGCUACUGUGGGAGUCACAGAGGUGGAGGUCCAGAAAUUCCCUGUGGUGGCCGUCAUGUCCACAGGAAAUGAGCUGCUGAACCCAGAAGACGACCUCCAUCCUGGGAAGAUCAGGGACAGCAAUCGUUCCACCCUGCUGGCUACUAUCCAGGAGCACGGCUACCCCACCAUCAAUCUGGGCAUCGUGGGAGACAACCCCGAUGACCUUCUCAACGCUCUGAAUGAAGGCAUCAGCCGUGCUGAUGUCAUCAUCACCUCAGGAGGAGUGUCUAUGGGCGAGAAGGACUACCUUAAGCAGGUGCUGGAUAUUGAUCUUCAUGCUCAGAUCCAUUUUGGUCGUGUUUUUAUGAAACCAGGUCUCCCGACAACAUUUGCCACCUUGGACAUGGACGGUGCUCGCAAACUAAUCUUUGCCCUCCCAGGAAACCCCGUGUCCGCUGUUGUCACCUGUAAUCUUUUUGUCAUCCCUGCCUUGAGGAAGAUGCAGGGCAUUUUGGACCCUAGGCCCACCAUCAUUAAAGCAAGGUUGUCUUGCGAUGUGAAGUUGGAUCCUCGCCCUGAAUACCACCGCUGCAUUCUGACAUGGCAUCACCAGGAGCCUCUGCCGUGGGCACAGAGCACAGGGAACCAGGUGAGCAGCAGGCUGAUGAGCAUGCGCAGUGCUAAUGGGCUCCUGAUGCUACCUCCGAAAACAGAGCAAUACGUGGAGCUGCACAAGGGCGAGGUGGUUGACGUCAUGGUCAUCGGCCGGCUAUGAUGUCAUCACCGCGGGGACGGAGCGUCGGCGUCAUAUGGCGACGGUUGGAAUGGGUGGUUCACGGUGCAUGUCCACAUAUCAUUGACUAUUCUGUAAUAUGCAACGGCACAGCUAGUUUUAUUGAUUUGGAUAACGUUGAGGUAUAGUCAACAUCUUGAUCACAACCUAGAUACAUAUGAAAAAAUUAAUUUAAAAAGAUUAUAGUAUUUCAAACAAAGAAAAUAUAACUUUUAAUGAAAAAAUCUAAUUAUAAAAAGAGAUUUAUUCUGUAAUAUAUUAUUAUGAUUAUUCUUAUUAUUAUUAUCAUUAUUCUUCUUAUUAUCAUUAUUAUAUUAAGGCAACUUCGUUCCUUUCAUUGCAAUUGCUUUGUGUGUUCAAUGCUAGACCUUAUCUAUAGCAGUAGCAUUUUAAUAGACAGCUGUAGGUGCCUGCCAGGACAAAAAAAGAACAUUAUUAUUUUCUCAUCUUUAGUGAAAAAAAAAGAAUCUGUUUUUUGAAAAUGAAGAAAACAUUGAGGAAGACUCCAGAUUUCCCAUGGUGCUCAGCUAAGAGGAAGAGGGGGCACAUCAAGACCACUUCCUCUUUUGAGCGCCCAUCAAGGUGACAGUUAUGUUUUUCUCUCAUUAGUAUGCAUCAUAAUGGCUUCACAAAGAGCUUUGCUUGUUGUUUAUCUUGUGAGUCUUGUUUAUGUGCGCAGUGCCAAAUGCCUGGGCAGGGAAGAGGUGAUGUUGGUAUGGGGAGGUGGGGGGAACACACCCCAGUCUGCCCAGACCCUGAAGCUUCCUUAUAUUCACGGUGACCGGGUGUAAACUCUGCCCCAAACUCCCCCAGGGGCGAGCUGAACCUGGGGAAAAUAAUCUUUUAUUUGAUCAACUAUUUAAGAAGAAAAAAAUAAAGAAAAGAAACAGCUUCUUUAAGUGCUGACAGCCUUUUUAACCAACUUCACAAAAAAUGUACAGAAAAAAUAAGAACCAUAUUGUACAGAUAUAUGUGACCAGCACUCCUAAGGAAAUUAUUAAGCAAUGAGGAGACAUUGAACAACGCUGUACUAUAACAUUUUCUGUAAUGAUAUGAAACGGAUGAAAGAGACAAAGAUAAUAAAAAUCCUUGAUCAUUAUGUAAA